Molecule: messenger RNA, 2074 nt
Organism: Bombina bombina (fire-bellied toad)
Lineage: Eukaryota; Metazoa; Chordata; Amphibia; Anura; Bombinatoridae
Gene: METTL25
Product: methyltransferase like 25
Source: RefSeq, a predicted model, not a curated record
AGGUUCGUUUGCUUGAAAAUACGUCAUUCUAACAUCGCUCUAGCAUCUAGUUAUGCCUGGUUAAUGCAGUCCUGUGGAAUUGUGGUCACAUGACAACUUCACACAUGGGUUUCUCUUCAGACAGUGCCUGAGUAUACAGUGCUCUACUGAUCUUAGAUGAGCACUGUACCACUGAGUAAAUGCACAGGACUCACUGAGGUGUGUAAGCCAUACACAGUCCUGUGAACACUUCAAAUAUAUGUGUUUGCCCAUAACAAACAUCUCUGUCUGUGAUGUCUGCUCAAUUACUAAAUCAACUAUAUGGACCAAAUGCAGAUCAAGUUAAGGAGGCAGCAAGAAGUUUGAUGCAGUUUUUGCAGAGAGCCCUGCAGAUUUCCAGGGCGCACACUGUAGACUUUUAUACUCAGGAUGUUUGGAAAAAGCUAGUGGAUUUAUCCCCAGAUGCAGUGCUUUCAUUUGUUAGUCAAUCACACGGCAAAUCAUAUUGUGAAGAGAGGGGUGUUCCGGACAUGUCAACUAUUUUUUGUCCAACUACACACAAACUGAUCAGCAUAGCAUCUUUUGUAGAAGCAGCUCAAUACUAUUCUCUUAUGAAUUUAGGACUGUGCACUCCAAUAGAAAAAAUCUUAGAUGCAUUGAAAAGUCAAAAUCUAGUACAUAUUGAUCAUAAAAUGAAGACAGGCGAGUUUAUGAAUGGUAAAAAGUCACAUGAAGUUGUGAUCAUGUCCCAAUUAGUUGAGUGCAUUGCUAAUGCAUGUGAAGUAAAACAGGUGAUAGAUUUGGGUGCUGGAAAAGGUUAUUUAAGUUCAUAUUUAUCCAUGAGAUAUGACCUUAAAGUGUAUGGGAUUGACUCUUCUCAUACCAAUACAGACGGAGCCAACAAGAGAAACCAGAAAUUGAAAAAAUAUUGGAGAGCCUAUAAAAAUCAUGCCAAGCCAACUUCAAAAGCACAGGAAUCUGACCAAAAGAAGAGAUUGCUGCCAAACUACAUGUGUCUUGAAGAAAAUACUGAUAUAGAUAUUUUAAGGAGCAAAAGUAAAGUUCUCAGCUUUGAUCAAUUAUCCAUUUCUGGCUCCACUGUUUCAGAAAAACCAAAUGAUGUUACCGAGUCAAUUAGAUGGGAACAACAUGUGGAAAGUUAUAAUCCAUCACAUGAUACAGAUAAAGAUGGAUAUUCUGAAAAUGCUCUCACAUUUUUGGACUUUUUGCCUACGGGUGCUGUUGAAGAGUCCCCUGUGUUAGACAGUGUUUGCAAAGAUCUCAGUCAACAAGAAAAAGAGCAGAGGAAAAUAGAAAAUAUGAAGGCCAAAAAGCUUACUAACAAACAUGUUUAUUCACCUGUUACAUCCUUCGUGACUGCAGAAACUGAACUACAUGACAUCAUUACAGAUUUGGAGAAAAGACAGUGGGAGCAUGGGGGUUUCCAAUGAGUCAGUAUUUGAGAAAAAACUGCUGGAGCAUUGGACGAAAUGCCAGAAUGUCAGCUUGUUUGGCAAUGGAGCGUGUUGCGGUCGGCCAAGGGGUUCCUUCAGAGUCGUUAUUCUAUCGAGCGGUUCUUCAGGUCAUAUGCAAAGACUGCUACGGCAUUGUUGAAAGUGACAAGCGAGUUGGAAAGAUUUUUACCAAGUCAUCAAGCUUUACUGAUUACGUCAGAUGGUCUCUAAGAAAACUUGGACAAGAUGAUUCAAAGCUUUCAGAUACCCAAAUAGUGGAAUACUAUGAGAAAUAUAAGUCAAGAAACAAUGAGCUGGAAGCAUUUAAUAUGCUGAAAGUUAUGCUAGCUCCAUGUAUUGAAGCCUUGAUUCUUCUCGAUCGUCUAUGUUAUCUGCAUGAACAGGAGAACAUAGCAUGGACAGGAUUGGUGAAGUUAUUUGAUCCAGUGAAAUCCCCUCGAUGUUAUGCAGUUGUUUCUCUGAAAAGACUUUAGAUAGUUUUAUGGUAGGACAUAGGAGACAGUCAAUAGUAAUUAAAGACGCCCUAAAGUAUCUUGUGACUGUUUUUUCAGUAUUUUAUAGCAUGGUUGCACAACCUUUAUAAAUAAAUUGCCACCUUGUAUUUUAUUUUAUUUAACAAA